Messenger RNA from Penicillium cataractarum, 867 nucleotides. RefSeq lists its product as uncharacterized. Lineage: Eukaryota; Fungi; Ascomycota; Eurotiomycetes; Eurotiales; Aspergillaceae. Bases 1 to 867 code for a protein of 288 amino acids. The transcript has 2 exons. The record is from RefSeq and is a predicted model, not a curated record.
AUGCAAGCAGCCAACAUCUCCUUCGCCAGCCUAGGCUUGGUGGUUCUUGACGAGAUCCGAUUUCCUAAUCGAACACCCUUGACUAACAUACUUGGAGGUUCUGGCACUUAUGCCAAGGACUUCAAAUAUACGACUCCCGUGCUCGCAGUCCAAGAGAACAGCUUGAAGCACACAAAUCUUCUAGCUUCAAGGUCAUUCCAUUAUCUAGCUAGCCCCGAGGAUCUCCACGUCCGAGUAUCUACGCUUCUUGCCCUGCGGGCAGAGGCAGGCAUCCAUGAACGGCCUCUGAUAAUUUGGGAACCGGCUCCUCUUUCAUGCCGGCCAGAGAACCUCGAAGGAUGCCUGGAAGCUGCAACUUUGGUAGAUGUCCUUUCUCCCAAUCAUCUAGAGCUGGCCAAACUGUUCUCUGAACCGCAAUCAGAUGUGAUUGACAAGAAAAAGAUCGAGGAGUUAGCAGUGCAGUGUUUGAAUCGUGGAGUCGGUCCAGAUGGUAAUGGCACGGUAAUCGUGCGUGCUGGUGAAAAUGGCUGUUUCAUCAGUAACAGGAAUAUUUCGUCCACAUGGCUCGAUCCAUUCUAUUCAACGAAGCCAGGAGAGAAGCCGAAUGAGAAGAUUGUCGAUCCUACUGGAGCGGGAAAUGCGUUUCUGGGGUCGUAUGCCGUGGGGUAUUUGAAGACCGGGAGUGUCAUCAAGGCAGCCUGCUAUGGCUCAGUUGGUGCAUCAUUUGCGCUUGAGCAGGUGGGAGUGCCACUGUUGAGUGUUCAGGACAACGAGGAGUCAUGGAAUGGUGUCGAUGUUCUCUCGAGGUUGGAGGAGUACAUGGCCCGGCAGAAUUGCGGCCGUGAAGGGGUAAUCCGGGUCCUUUAA